AUGCGCCAGCGAGCAGAGUCAGAGUCGCAGGCUCCACGACAACAAACUGGCCCCAAUAGCCUCCCUCAAAGCCCGAAUUCAUCUCUCUAUCCGUGGUCGCAACGCCGUGUCAACUUUGCUUCUCCUCAAUCUACGCCAUUCCCGCGAUAUGGUGCUGCGAUCAAUGCUGUCGCUUCGAAGGAGGGCGAUAUCUACAUGAUGGGCGGCUUGAUCGAUGGAUCUACCGUCAAAGGAGAUUUAUGGAUGAUGGAGAGCAGCGGCGGUGGACUAUCGUGUUUCCAAAUUGCAACCGUCUCAGAGGGCCCAGGCCCUCGUGUUGGUCAUGCGAGCUUGCUUGUUGGUAACGCAUUCAUCGUGUUCGGAGGUGAUACCAAAAUCAACGAGAACGAUGCUCUGGAUGACACGUUUCCCCGCCCAUCCGGUCGAUACGGUCACACACUCAAUAUUGUGAAUUCUAGGCUCUACGUCUUCGGGGGUCAAGUGGAAGGCUUCUUCUUCAAUGACUUGGUUGCAUUCGACUUGAAUCAGCUACAGAGCCCUACAAACAAGUGGGAAAAGUUGAUUCAGAAUACCCACGAAGGCGGGCCCCCGGAGGGCCAGAUUCCUCCCGCUCGAACUAAUCACUCGAUUGUCACAUUCAAUGAAAAGCUGUAUCUGUUUGGAGGAACGAACGGUGUCAGGUGGUUCAAUGAUGUUUGGUGCUUUGACCCUCGCGCAAACUCCUGGACCGAAAUCGAUUGUGUCGGUUUCAUUCCUACUCCUCGGGAAGGCCAUGCAGCAGCCUUGGUCAACGAUGUGAUGUACGUGUUUGGAGGUCGCACUGACGAAGGUGUGGAUUUGGGAGACUUGUCCGCUUUUCGCAUCUCGACUCGACGUUGGUACUCGUUCCAGAACAUGGGCCCAGCGCCAUCACCCAGGUCUGGUCACAGCAUGACGGCAUUCGGCAAGCAAAUCAUUGUCCUGGCCGGUGAGCCCAGCUCCGCGCCUAGAGACCCAAAUGAACUUAGCAUGGCGUAUAUUCUUGAUACCUCAAAAAUCCGGUAUCCGAACGAUGCGCAAGCGGGUGAGCGAAGCUCCUCUGCCGCUGGCAGGAAAGUGAGCGUGGAGAAACAAGGUCCUCCUUCUGGGCGCAUGUCCCGCGAGGCUCAUAAUUCUACUCCUGACCAGCAACGCCGGGGCACUCCCUCCCGCGAAUCGCUCGCUCAAGCCAGUGGCAGGCCUGGUGACUAUGGCACCAACCCUAACCUUGGGCCUGGAUCCCGCCUACCUCGCGCGUCAAUUGCUCAAGCGCCUUCUGGGCCUCCUCCGCCUGGUCAAGCACCAUCUCCCGGGCCUCGUGCGAACGGUCCACCAGCUGCAAUGGGCCCUCGUAGCAAGACGCCUCCGACCAAGGUAGAUCCUCGAUUCAACGGAGCCAUUGAUGUUCGAGCUGCAAAUUUCGACCGUGCCGAGUCACCGGUUACAAAGGAUAUUCCUGAUCCCCAGGGGUCUAGUGGCCAACGAACCCCUACCCAGCAACAGCAGAAGAUGACAGCGAAGGCUAUGGAGGCUGGUGAAGGUGCUCCCCUUCGUCAGCGGUCUCUUCGAUCUCACCGCCAGCGCGCUUCCAUGGAGAGUGCGGAAGAGUCCGUACUGGGCCGUCAUGGCCGUGAAGUGAGCAUUGAUAGCUCAAUCGACUCCAGAAGCUUGCGGAACUCGAAGACACUGGGCGAGGAGCCCCGAUCACCACGGCUGACACCCCACCAGGAGGCUCUUAUUAAAGAAUUGGAGGCCGCUAAGGCUCGAAAUGCGUGGUAUGCAUCAGAGUUAGCGCUCGCAAGAAAGGCUGGCUACAUGCCCAAUGCAUCCAGUAGUCCUGCUUUGGAUGAGCGCGUGAGCGAUUCUUUGCCCGACGAAGAUCGUCCGCUGGUCGAGGCCUUCCUUGCCAUGCGAGCAGAGCUCACUAAGAUGCAAGCCACUGUAGACCGACAAGCCGCUAUCGCCUCGAAACGAAUUGCGGAGGUAGAGCACCAGCGCGAUGUUGCUGUCAGCGAGGCAGCAUACUCGCGUGCUAGACUGGCCGCUCACGGAGGUAGUCAAAGAGGUACUCCGCAGCCGGAAGUGAGUCGAGAUUUGGAUGACAGUGAGCGCCCAACAGAUAUUGGGCGACGUCUUGCACUGGCUCUUGCUUCGUCGGCAGAACUGAAGAACAGGCUCGAUCUCCUAUCUACGGAGCUUGCCCAGGAAAGACAAGCCAAGGAGUUGGCCGAAGACACCAAUGAAGCCACUCGGAAGCGCCUGGCGGAGCUGGAGAUCCAAAGCAACUCUCUCGAGGCUGAAAAUAUGCGUGCUGAGCUACAUCGUGCGCAGGCUUCGUUCCGUGAAGAGGCCUUAUUACGAUCGGAGGCGGAGGCCUCUCUGAAGCAGCUUAUUAUUGAUAAGGAAGAGUUACUCACACAAAUUGAGGAAUCAUCUGCUCGUCUGAAGGAUUACAGCACCAACUUUGGUGGACUGAAGGAAGCUGUUGCUGCUUCCGCUGCCAAGACAGCCUUCGUUGAAAAGCAGCUGGCUGAAGAAAGAGAGCGACGGGAAGGCCUUGAGCGAAAGCUCCUGCAGCUGCGCUCCGAGCACGAGGAGCAAAGUACUGAGUUCGAAAACAUCACUCGUCGUCUCCGGGAUGCCGAGGAAUUGGCCGAAACUCACGCGAAGGAAGCUGAGGCACACAAAUUGGCAUUCGUUGCCGGUCUGGAACGUGCAGCUUCUACUGACCUCGACUCCUCGAUCCGGUCUCGUGCGGACCAGCGCGUUGCUGCACUGGAAGCACAGGUCGAAAAAUCAAGCACUUUGGCCAAGGCUAAUCAAGCUGCUGCCGACUCCGCUGCCGAGAAGCUGCGCCGCGCUGAAGAGCGUAUUGCAGGCCUCGAGGCGUAUCAAGAACAGGCUAGCAGGGAGGGCUUGCAGCUGCGCAGACAGCUACAGGCCGCCAUGAAGGAAAGCCAAGCAGCGGCCGCCGAGAGCAGAGAGUUGAAGAUUCAGCUGGAAGCUCAGCAACGCGAAGCUGGUGCUCUGAAUGUUCAACACGCUGCGCUAAAGGAUUUACUUGGCGAACGUGGCAUCAACCCAGACAGCCGACGCUCUCCUCGCCUGGAUUCUCCCGGAUCCCGCUUUGGGACCCCAGAGCAGGGCCGCCUGCGUGAACUAGAGCAGCAGCUGUCUGCUAGCCUCAAAGCGCACGAGGAAAUGAAAUCUACAUUUGAAAGCCGUGAACAAGAAGCCGACCGCGCAUACCGGGAGAAGCUUGAACAGCUUGAAAAUGAUUAUCAAUCUGCGGUCCACUAUGUGAAGGGCACCGAAAAGAUGCUGAAGCGUAUGAAGGAUGAGCUGAGUCGCUACAACGCCGGCAGCAAAUCACCAGACGCCGCCGACUGGGAAGCGGAGCGCUCCCGACUCCAGAGUUCUAUCGCGAACCUAGAACAAACUUCCUCUGCCUCCAUCCAGUCUCUUCAGAGCCAGGUCGAAAAAAUGAAGCAGCAACUCGCCCUUGCCGAGAGCGAGAAGGAGAAGUCACGCGCAGAGCAUGAUCGUACUCAGUCCGAGCUGUUGGCUACCGCAGAACGCACUCGUGCCGAGUUGGAACAACUCAAGCAAGAAAACCAGCUCCUUGAGACUCGUGCCUCCGAUGCAGAGGAGAAGGUUAACAUGCUCCUAGAGCAAGUUCAAUUAUCGGUCGGUCAAAUCCGCCGCCAAAGUCAGCACAUGCAAGGCGCCAAUGGACAUUCCCGCAAUCACAGCGCUGCAUCCAGUGCAACUGCAGGUGGCCGAGCACGAGCCGACAGCAACCUUUCCCAAGAUUCUACCUCUUUUCCCGAUAACCGCGGGUCCAUGGCUUUAGAUUCCCUCGCCAACGAGUUGGAAGCUCUACGAUCCCAGUGGGAAGUUACCAACCGCAGCAACUAUCGCUUGAGCACCCAGCUGGACAUUGAUCGAACGCCGACCAAGGACACCAGCGACGGCCCCGGCAUGAUGAGCGAUAGUCUGAACGAAUGGCGAAGGAGGUUGGACGAGGAAGAGCGGACAGCUUCGAAGCCCAAAAUCUUGUCUUCUGGCAACGACCCUGCUCCCAACGUCAUCUAA
Messenger RNA from Penicillium chermesinum, 4113 nucleotides. RefSeq names its product putative cell polarity protein (Tea1). The transcript has 4 exons. The record is from RefSeq and is a predicted model, not a curated record. NCBI's taxonomy places the organism in Eukaryota, Fungi, Ascomycota, Eurotiomycetes, Eurotiales, Aspergillaceae. Bases 1 to 4113 code for a protein of 1370 amino acids. Gene Ontology annotation, molecular function: protein binding. Gene Ontology annotation, biological process: regulation of cell shape.